Mangifera indica (mango) is the source of this 1521-nucleotide messenger RNA. Its product is annotated as G-patch domain-containing protein 1. NCBI's taxonomy places the organism in Eukaryota, Viridiplantae, Streptophyta, Magnoliopsida, Sapindales, Anacardiaceae. The transcript has 11 exons. Gene Ontology annotation, molecular function: nucleic acid binding. Gene Ontology annotation, biological process: regulation of ribosome biogenesis. Gene Ontology annotation, cellular component: nucleolus. The coding region runs from base 104 to 1234 and encodes 376 amino acids. The record is from RefSeq and is a predicted model, not a curated record.
GUUUUUCUAAUUCUCUUUCUCGAACUCUGCUCAACUCCUCAACUUCAAGCGCAAGAGAACGGCUCUGGAUUGUCGGCCGAGCACGAAAAAGUAAGAUCAAAGCAUGGCCGCUCCAGAAGCCCCUCUCUGCUAUGUCGGUAUUGCUCGCCAAUCUGCUGCGUUCCGUCUCAUGAAACAAAUGGGAUGGGAAGAAGGAGAGGGGCUGGGGAAAGACAAGCAAGGGAUCAAAGGACAUAUUAGAGUGAAAAACAAACAGGACACUGCUGGUGUUGGCCUAGACAAGCCAAAUCCAUGGGCAUUUGAUACGGCUCAAUUUGAUAGUAUACUUAAAAAAUUGAAAGUGCAAACAUCACAAACUAAUACUGAAGCAGUUGAGGAGGAGGAAGCUCAAGUAGAAACCGAGACUAAUGUUCCUAAUGAUGCCGAGGAUCAAGUUGUUAAGGCUACAAGAGCACGAGGAAGAUAUAAGAAGAGAGAGCGAGGGAAGCUUGUCCAUGGAUAUUCUUCAAAGGAUCUUGAAGGAAUUCUUGUCAAAAAGGUUGAGGAGCAGCCACAGAUUGAUCCCAUUUCAGAUGAUGUGUUGGAAUCUAUAGAGGGAUCUGAUAAUCAAGAUUUUUGUACUGAAGGAAACAAAAUUGAAGAAUUAUCACCAGACUGGUGGGGCUUUAAGUAUGGGUUUGUAUCUGGAGGUUUUCUUGGGGCAAGCUCUACUAGAAGGAAAUCCCUUAAAACGGGAGAUGCUCAAAAGAGUAAUGAAAGGACUUCAUUUUGUGAAGAUGACCAGGAGAAUCUCUACAAACUUGUUCAAGACAAAUCCACCACUGGUAAGCAAGGACUGGGCAUUAAGGACCGGCCAAAGAAAAUAGCUGGUGUUCGCUUUCAGGGGAAAAAAACAUCCUUUGACAAUAGUGAUGAUGAGGAGUCUGCUGAGGAACCAUCCACUGAUUUUGGUUCAACAGCAAAACGAAAACGUGAUGACUUAUCAGAAAUGGAAAAGAUUGAUGAAACCAAAAUGAAGUUGAAAAAGUUGUGUAAAAAGCUUCUUCAACAGGCACCUGGAGAGUCAUUAAAGCUGAGAGAGCUUAAAGUUCUUAUUGAUGAACAUUCCACAUCAUUCUUAUCCAGCUUCUCAUCAAAGAGAGAUGCUCUUGCUUACAUUAGACAAAAGUUAGAUGGUAGUUCGAAGUUCUCUGUGGAGGGAAAGCGAGUUAGUCUCAUUUCAAGGAGAGGCUAAAAAGUUUUGAUAGAUUUCUGACUUCGGAGAUCCUGUAAACGGUCUGUAAAUUGCUGCUGAGAUGGAUUAGCGGUGCUUCUAUAUGUUAUUAUGCAAUUAUUGGUUUUGUUAUGGUAACUUGCCGGUAACUUCUAUUUUGUAUUUUUAAAUUUAUUUCUCAUUUUAUUUUUUGAUCAAACAUUUCAGUAGUGCCAAUGGUUGUAUUAGAUUUGAAUCAUAUAAAAUGGUGGCUAAGAUUUUGUCACCUAAGCGUAAGAUUAAUAGACAGUGAACUUUUACUGAGAAAA